Adineta ricciae is the source of this 999-nucleotide messenger RNA. The record is from the annotation of a GenBank genome assembly. Lineage: Eukaryota; Metazoa; Rotifera; Eurotatoria; Adinetida; Adinetidae.
AUGUCUAAUCAAGAAUACAGAUUAGCCGAUACUGCGGGAUUUGAUUCACUUAAAUUACACAAAUCAUCGAUUCCUCAGCCAAAUCCAGGUGAAAUUCAAAUCAAAUUUCGUGCUUGUUCUCUUAACUAUCGAGAUCUAAUCAUUAGUAAAGGAUUAUAUCCAUUACCAAUGGAAACAAAUGUUGUACCAACAUCUGAUGGAGCUGGUGAGAUUACAGCUGUAGGUGCAGGUGUUACACAUUUGAAAAUUGGUGAUCGUGUUUCACCUCAUUCUCCUCAAGGUUAUAUUGGAGGACAAAUCUCAGAAGAAGCAUUUUCAUUCGCUCUUGGAGGCGCACUUGAUGGUUGUCUUCGUCAAUAUGGAAAUUUUCAAGCUCUAAGUUGUGUGAAAAUUCCAACUUCACUUUCAUACGAAGAAGCAGCAACAGCAUUAAAACCUGGUCAAACUGUUCUUGUCCAAGGUACUGGCGGUGUAAGCCUUUUUGGUGCUCAAUUUGCAUUGGCAGCUGGAGCAAAAGUCAUCUUAACUUCAUCAUCCAAUAAGAAAAUUGACGCUAUUAAAACACAUCUCGGAGAAAAGAAUGUCAUGACAAUUAAUUAUUCGGAAGUUUCUGAAUGGGGUAAGCGAGCAAAAGAACUAACGGAUGGAAGAGGUGUUGAUCAUAUUCUCGAAGUUGGUGGAGCAAAUACGUUAAAACAAUCAAUUGAAGCAAUUGCAAUGAAUGGUUCCAUUCAUGUUAUUGGAUUUCUUGGUCAGGGGAAUGGAUCUGAUAUGACUGUAUCCGAAUUGAUUAUGAAUGUACUAACAAAAAAUGCUUUUAUUCGCGGAGUUCUCAUUGGUAGUGUUGAACAAUUCAAGGCAAUGAAUGCUGCUAUUGAAGCAAAUGAUAUUAAACCAAUUAUUGAUAAAAUUUUUGAAUUUGAAGAUGUUAAAAGUGCUUAUGAAUAUCAAUGGUCACAACAACAUGUUGGAAAAGUUGUCAUUCAAAUACCACAAUAA